AUGGACGACGACGCCACGCUAGAAAUGUCGGCCGCGUACGACUUUCUAUUCAAGUUCAUCAUCAUCGGCGAGGCGGGCACGGGCAAGUCUUGUCUCCUCCACCACUUUAUCAACAACCAAUUCAAGGAACAGUCCGCCCACACCAUCGGCGUCGAGUUCUCCAGCCGGCUCGUCAAGCUGGGAAACAAGAGCGUCAAGCUGCAGCUGUGGGACACGGCAGGUCAGGAACGCUUCCGCUCCGUGACGCGCAGCUACUACCGCGGAGCAGCAGGCGCCAUCCUCGUCUACGACAUUACAAAACGAUCCACGUUUGAGCCGCUGCAGCGAUGGCUCUCGGAUGCCCGCGCGCUGGCGUCGUCGGACCUGGUGGUGGUGCUCGUCGGCAACAAGCUCGACCGGGAAGAGGAGCGCGAGGUGGGCUACCUCGAGGCCAGUCGGUGGGCCGGCGAAAAUGGCGUGCUGUUCCUCGAGACGUCUUCGCUGACGGGCGAGAAUGUCGAGGCGCCGUUUGCGCUGGCCGCGCGGUCGAUUCUGCUCAACAUUGAGUCGGGCCGGCUGGACCCGGAAAAGGCGGGGUCGGGCAUCUCGUACGGCGACCGCGCGCUGCGGAGGGUGGGGAGCGGAUCGCGCUUCAGCUUUGCCGACAUGGACACGGUGCGAUCGCGGAGGGGCAACGGCGUCGUCAAGCUCAAGGAGGUGGUCAACGACAAGCUGGGAGGCUGCUGCUGA
This is a messenger RNA of Pseudozyma flocculosa PF-1, 729 nucleotides long. RefSeq lists its product as uncharacterized. The coding region runs from base 1 to 729 and encodes 242 amino acids. The transcript is spliced from 6 exons. Gene Ontology annotation, cellular component: endosome. The record is from RefSeq and is a predicted model, not a curated record. Lineage: Eukaryota; Fungi; Basidiomycota; Ustilaginomycetes; Ustilaginales; Ustilaginaceae. Gene Ontology annotation, biological process: regulation of endocytosis. Gene Ontology annotation, molecular function: GTP binding; GTPase activity.